GCGUCCGUCUACGGUCGAACGUAGAAGCUCGCGCAAAUGUUUACUCUCGCUGUGAAAGAUGUUCAUUUAAUUCGAUUUAUCGUGUGAAGACAAUAAAAAUCGUGAGUAAGGUUGGUGAAAUUGAAGUUCGCAAGACUGGUUCGAAUAGGACAGGGUAUAAAUACGUUUUCUUAAAGCUCGUGGUAUGAUUAUUUAUUCGGACCUAACCUCUUUGUAAACUGAAAGAAGAUAUUGUAAGACGACGUUCUAAGAAAAACUGAAAAAAUGAUUUUGAGGGUUUUCUUAACCGCUGUUACCCUGACUGUCAUUUCGUCUGUUGCACAACUGUGCAAGAAGAACGAGUUUCAAUGUUAUAAUGGAAAAUGUGUGGGACUAUACAAGUUUUGUGAUGGCGUGGUUGACUGCGAGGAUUCCAGUGACGAAAGUUCUGACUGCUCCCCCUGCAAUAUUUCAUACUACGGCGUCGUGGGACGCACCUAUCAACUGGAGGUGAAAAGACCAUCCGAAUUUCCGUUCCUUUGUUAUCUAAAUUUCACCGCAGGCGGAGGUCCCUAUGGAGAAUUAAUCCAGAUCUCUUUUGAAUCCUUCUCCGUGGGAAGUUUCGAGUCGUUUACCGCCACCGGCUGUCCGGACGGAUACAUUUCGAUAAAGGAGGCGAAUCGUCCCGCGUCGGGAGGAAAAUGGUGCGGCAGUUCGUGGGGAUACACCGUAUAUUACAGCGAAACUUCCAGUAUUAAUCUCACUCUGGCGGUGGAGAAGCUGUCUCAGGAGCAAAGUUCCGGCUACAACUUCGAAUUCAAACUUUCGUACAAGUUUUUGAAAUUGUCCGACGCCAAAAUUCGUUACGGCAACCAGAGCCAGCGAUCCUACCGCGGCAAACUGAGUGUAGGAAGCUACUGCGACCGCCUUCUGGAGGGUUGCUCGAGGCGUAACUGUCGCAUCCAGUCACCGAAUUAUCCAGGGAUUUAUCCUAGGAACGUUUCCUGUCACUACAGAGUAAGAGAAAAAAACGUGCCCUUAGGGAAGCACGCUCUGAUCGCCAUUCGACAAGCGAGCUACCGCUACAAAGAACACAUCCCCAAAUUCGAUAACAGCGACAAAAUGUUGAGGAUAUGGGAUCACUGCAACACGAUGCAGGAUUACAUUGAAAUCCUGGACGGUUGGGGCGGCGGCGCCACCACCCUGGCCCACCUUUGCAGCGGCGAAACUAUCCCGGAGAUUAUUAGCAGCGGUCCAGAACUUCUACUUAAGUUUCAUACUUCUCCUUUCGGAAAUCCGUUUCAUCCUUUACCUCUAUCCUAUUUGCCGGGAUUCGAGCUCGAGAUCGAGGUUUUUUUCGUCAAUAAGGAGUCGCCUACCUACAUAGAACCAGGAAAAAAGUGUGAAUUUAUCGUUACUGCUUUUGAAAACACUACUGGGCAUUUAGAAAGCCCGAAGCAUUCUUUACCACCUAAUACUACUUGUCACUAUCAUUUCAGAGGACAACCUCGGGAUAUCGUUUGGGUGUCGUUCCUGAAAUACUACGUGACAAGCGACCGAUUGAACGACUUCAACGGGGGCGAGUGCGACGUGCAGUUGCAAAUUUGGGAUGGAGAUGUUCGAAGCAAGAGCCCGGUACAAUUAAUCGGCCAGUUUUGUAAAGACGACAAGCCCAAACUCUGUGAUCACACUUUAUUAAUGAACUCGUCUAGAAUUACAAGGCCUUGUAGCCUGUCGGAAAGCUACGUCAGCACCAGCCCCGACUUAACAAUUUCCCAGACCAUUAAAUACGGCAGCGUCUUAUAUCCAGUCCAUUUUAUCCUUCGUUACGAAUUCGUCGAUCUGUCGCAAGAAGGCGUGCAAAUAAACAGGAACUCGUGCGAUCGACUGUUCACGAACAACAAGGGCCGAUUCUAUUCGCCGAAGAUAACCUUUCUGUUCGGCAGGGGAGGACAGAGGGACCUGUUCUGCCAAUACCUCUUUGAAUACGACGAGCCGCGGAGGUUAAGAAUAACGUUUAACAAGGCUUUGUUCGGGCAGAAGGAUUGUUUCACUGAAUACAAUCCGGAAAUUAACAGGUGGCAAUGUCACGUAAAAUCAGAAUACGACGGCAUAGCAAGAAUAUCUCUCUCGGAAUAUCCAUGGAGAGAUAUUGAAGUCAAACGUGAUUGUAUUUGUAGCAACAUAACUGAUCAACCGUUUGUAAUCACAACCAAACCAGCAUUAAAAUUUGCUGUGAAAUUUAUAGUUACUAAAAUGCAAGGAACCGAAGAUUACAACAGUUAUCUUUUCGAUGCUAACUACGAAGUCGUUCCUAUCAACUACAAUUGUCUAAAUCCAUGGAAAAGUAGACGAUUGAGAGGGUCUAGCGGAGAAAUUACGAUACUAAACAAUAGAAAAGAAAGUUUUAUGGAAAGUGAAGCAUUUUUAAACCACAACCACUCUAUACAGUACUGUUUGGAACAACCUUGGCUAAUAGAACCAGAAGAAGAUUGCAACUUUAUUUAUCUAAAAGUUAAAGGGAACGAGCGAAGGGACAGCCGUUUAUGCCCCAGCAAAAAUCGGAUUCUCAUAUAUCCAGCGGGCCGGACUGAAGAAGUCCGAGUGAUUUGUCCACAAUAUGAAGAUCUUGAAGAUGUUGUCGAACUUUUUUCAGAAGGAUGGAGCAUGUACAGCUAUAAAAAAUUGCAAAGCAGAAAUGGUCGAAGUUUUGUAGUGGAGUUUUUGAAAAGAGAAACUGGGAAUUUUGUUUUAACGUGGAUGGAAAUUUCUAAAAAUCCUGCUUUAGCAUUACCUACAUCCAUGCUCAGCAUAAAACCUCCAGAAUGCCCACACAGUUGUCCGGAACUAGGCGCUUGCAUAAGUUCGAAGUUGUGGUGCGACGGUCUCCGUCACUGUCCUUCGGGCAACGACGAGCAAGAGGCCAACUGUUCCGUCAAUUCCAGCUUCCCCUACGCCUAUUUGAAUUCCAUAGCGCUAGCAGCACUAGCGCUAGUGAUUACGGCAACCGUAGUGGUACUGCUGGUAGUGAUAAUAAGAAACUGGCGACAAGAGCAAAGGAACGUUAUUGUAUCUGUAACCGAACACACUUUUUUAGAGUUUAAAAGUGGGCUGUGUUAGAAAAAUCCGUAGUUAAUUUAAUUUAGGUAAAAAAUCUCUAAAAGGAUUUUUAUCUGAAGACUGGUAGAAUUGUAAUUGUUCGAUAUUGUAUAUGCUAAAAUUUAGAUCCUUUUAAGUGAAAUUUUGAAAUAACGUUGUGCAUGUUAUUGCAAACUCUGGUGCCUUUAAUAAGAUUUCUUUAAAAACUCACAAUUUGUUUUUAGCAACUUGAAACAAUAUUUUAUAAUACACUCAGAUGAAAAAAACACAACGGAA
Messenger RNA from Sitophilus oryzae (rice weevil), 3354 nucleotides. RefSeq lists its product as uncharacterized. The record is from RefSeq and is a predicted model, not a curated record. Gene Ontology annotation, cellular component: plasma membrane. NCBI's taxonomy places the organism in Eukaryota, Metazoa, Arthropoda, Insecta, Coleoptera, Curculionidae. The transcript is spliced from 15 exons. Bases 265 to 3099 code for a protein of 944 amino acids. Gene Ontology annotation, molecular function: protein binding.